AUGGUGCAGCUCAUCUGCUCGGCCGCGGAGGGGCUGUCCUCCUUCGAGGGGUUCCAGGGCUGGUUCAUGAUCUGGAUCGCCUUCUCGAUGUUCGGGUACCUCGUGCUGACGGGGCUGUCGAUCGCCGCGUUCGUGUACUGGUACGUGUACCCGACGUACGAGAAGUGGUGCACGAAGACCAACCCGAGAUACCCCUCGCCGACUUACGUGGCCGGGGAGUUCUUCCUCGGGGGGGUGCUCGGUCCUCUAGCCGUGACCUUCGUCUCCUCCAUCCACCUCUACCUCAUCGGCAACGGCACGUUCAGGCAACAUUGCGACACCCCGUUGACGUGGCAGCACCGCUUGUUGUCGGCUCUGGUGGGCGUCGUGAUAAUUGAUUUCUACGAGUGGGGGUGGCAUUACCUUGGUCAUUGGGUGGAAAGCCUCUGGACAGUCCACAAGCAUCAUCAUAAGUACUACAACCCGACGCCUUUCGGCACCAUAGCAGAUUGGCCUAUGGACAAUUUGAUGCGGUCGCUGUACCCUAUAGUAUGCUUCGCGGUCUCCCUCACAUUGUUCGGGCAGUACUUGGACAUUGACGUGCUGUACCUCGGCCUGGGCUUCGUUCUUCAGGUCUACGGCAUGUACCUGCACUGCGGGCACGAGUUGGAGUGUCUCCCCUACAACAGCAAAAUCUGGAACACUAGCUUCCAGCACUACGUCCACCACGCGGUGUCGGUGAAGAACAAGCCUUUCCACACAGGAUUCUUCGUGAAGCUGUGGGACAACCUGGCAGGCAGCGUUUACGUUGGCACACAGGUGAUCCCCGCGCUGGAGGACCAAAAGCUCGGCAACAGGUCUCGGGAGCGCUGGGAGAAGGAGGUGGAGCCCAAUUUGCCCGACUACAGCGUGUUGCUCUCCCCCAGCUGGUGGCUCAACAACUGGCACCUGGCGCCGGGCCUCAGCAUCUGGACCAUGUGA
Prorocentrum cordatum is the source of this 960-nucleotide messenger RNA. NCBI's taxonomy places the organism in Eukaryota, Dinophyceae, Prorocentrales, Prorocentraceae. The record is from the annotation of a GenBank genome assembly.